AUGCACUGUCUUGAAUUACUGUGCUUGUUACUGAACAUCUCGACGUGCGAUGGCCAAAGAGAGUUGUACGAUCAUUUGUUUAGCAACCACAGCGCCCUUGUCCGACCAGUAGCCAACGUCGUAACCCCAGUGCACGUGGCAGUGGGGUUUGGUCUGAUCACUCUUGAUAACCAUGACGAGAUACGACAAGUAUUCAUCAGCCAAGGCGUUCUGACCGUCACGUGGAGAGAUGAAACUCUCGUGUGGUCGCUUUUUGACUUCAACGUGACCAGGAUAAUCGUUCCAGCUAGUGCAUUAUGGGUACCAGAUCUGAUCAUCUUAAAUGACGUCACUAACAACGGCCACGUUCCCACAGAUGUGGUCAAUGUCGUGGUACACUACACGGGCGACGUCAUGUUGAGCAUAGGAGGUAGACGCGAAACAUACUGUCGUGUUGACGUCACCAAGUUUCCCUUUGACACUCAAGUGUGUCAGAUCCGAGUCCGACAAUGGGCGUCUAUCGAUUCCGAAGUACGAGUCACUCCAAAGUCCAGCAACAUAGAUCUGAGCGAAUACAAUGGAAACAAUGGCGAGUAUACCAUAGUGCACACGAACAUAACGACUGUGACCCAUGAGAAAAACCAUCAAACAGAACUGCGGUUUUCCGUGACAUUUACCCGAAAGAGUCUGUAUUACAUUCAACUAUGUGUUCUGCCUGUUAUCCUCCUGUCGAUUCUCAAUCUCGCAGUGUUUCUCGUCCCGAGCGAGAGUGGCGAGAAGAUGACCCUGGGCAUUUCAGUCUUUCUCUCCUACGCAGUAUUCCUCACCAUCAUCCACGGCUUUCUCCCUGAAAUCUCAGACACGAUCUCCAUAUUUGGCAUCUAUCUCAGCGUCAUGGUCUGCCUAAAGGUCCUGACCUUGUUACUCUCAGUCGCCGUCCUCAACAUACACCACAACAAAAGCCAACAGCCUCCGCCAUCUUGGACUUGCAGAACAAUGUCUUGGUACCCGACGCCAGAAACAGUAAAUAAUCCGUUUGUCAAUGACACCGCCGUCCACUGUGAGUCCUGGCAUGACGCUGCCCGCAAUGUGGAUCGAAUGCUUUUUUUCACAUUUUCUAUUGUGACAUUGACUGUCACAACUGGUUUCUUCUGCAGUUUCACCACAUAA
Molecule: messenger RNA, 1149 nt
Organism: Haliotis rufescens (red abalone)
Lineage: Eukaryota; Metazoa; Mollusca; Gastropoda; Lepetellida; Haliotidae
Product: acetylcholine receptor subunit beta-type unc-29-like
Exons: 1
Coding region: 1-1149 (382 amino acids)
Biological process (GO): monoatomic ion transmembrane transport; signal transduction; regulation of membrane potential
Cellular component (GO): neuron projection; synapse; membrane
Molecular function (GO): neurotransmitter receptor activity; transmembrane signaling receptor activity; extracellular ligand-gated monoatomic ion channel activity
Source: RefSeq, a predicted model, not a curated record